AAACGCAAGUGUAUUAUAAAGCGAGUGGAAAAUAUUUUUUUUAGAUUAAAACGCUUAUUUUAACAUUCACAGACAACUGCAAACAGAUUUGGAGAAGAUCACAAGAAACAUUUUCCUUGACGUGGCGAUCACAACAUGGAUAAAUUUUGUAUAGUACAAAGUUGUGGUAAACGAAGUUGUCAACUAUUCCCUGUUCCUCAUAAAGGCAGCAAAGUUUUCGGAAAAUGGAGUAAAUAUAUGAAGCUAAGCGAAACAAAACGGUAUCUUAAACCAAACGCAGUUCCAAGUCUUAAAAUCAGGCCACUGAUUUCGCUAAAAAGGAAAAUUUACAUCGAGAGAGGUAACACUGCAGAACAAACUCCAGAGCACGGAUACGCAAAGUCUUUUAACUACCCACGAAGUAGUGUAAUGUGUUCUAUCAAAGGAUGCACGGCACAAGCAGGAAAUGGAAUCAUGCUACAUAAGGUUCCUCCGCCAAAUGCAAAUAUCUUCAUAAAGUGGGCUCGCGUUCUUAAAUCGAUACAUUAUCCUACAAAACAUACACGUGUGUGUAGCAGGCACUUCUUGAAAUCAGAUUAUACUGCAGGUGGAAAGCGGUUAAGACCAGGAUCAUUUCCGACCCAAUUCCUUACGACAUCUCAAGCGCUUCAGAUGUCGAAUCCAUACAAACGUACCUUUCGAUCGUUCAAGCGGUUAUCUAAAACGUCAUCCAACCGUGAUUCCGAUUGUUACGAAGGAAGGACAUUAGUUAACAGCAGUCCGACAUAUACAAAGGAUUCGCAAAGCGUGACAGGGAAUGCUCCCAUUGAAAAUUCUUUAUUAACUGGACAUAGUACACACUCUGAAAUCCCUGUAUUAGACAAGCAAAAUUAUUCUACCGACGUAGAAUUUGAAGAACACUUAGAUCCAUUUUUAUUCAAAGAGUGCUCCAACUCAAACUACCCUAAUCAAAUUAUCAAUGCGGACGAACCGCCUGUCGUGAAUCCGUACAAGUAA
This is a messenger RNA of Topomyia yanbarensis, 996 nucleotides long. RefSeq lists its product as uncharacterized. NCBI's taxonomy places the organism in Eukaryota, Metazoa, Arthropoda, Insecta, Diptera, Culicidae. The coding region runs from base 136 to 996 and encodes 286 amino acids. The record is from RefSeq and is a predicted model, not a curated record. The transcript is spliced from 5 exons. Gene Ontology annotation, molecular function: sequence-specific DNA binding.